AUAAUAUUCACGUAAAUAUCAAGACGCUAGAUAAAAGUUUGAACAAUUAAGAAUUUUUUUAUCAACAUGACAAUAUUAUCAGGUAUACUAUUAACGUCUACAGCAAAACAUGUAUCACACUGUUGUUUCCUCAUAUUAUUAAUAACAAUAUUCGAGUACACAUCCGGAGUACUUUCAUUCGUGGAACCAAAGCCAGUAGUGGACUCUUGGGAGCGUUAUGGCUUCAUGACCCUGCUGCUAUAUUUAUUGAGACUGCUAACUUUACUGGCACUGCCACAAACAUUGUUCAAUUUCCUAGGACUGAUAAUAUACAAUGCGUUUCCCGACAAGGUAACGCUCAAAGGCUCGCCAUUGUUGGCGCCAUUUAUAAACAUUCGGGUAGUAACCCGCGGGGACUAUCCACAAUUGGUCAAAACGAAUGUCACGCGUAACCUGAACAAGUGCAUAGACGCGGGUCUGGAGAACUUCCAGAUAGAAGUCGUCAGCGACAAGCCGAUUGGGUUGAUGUCGCACAGAAGAAUCCGGGAGCUCGUGGUUCCAAGCGAGUACCGGACCAAGUCCGGAGCCUUGUUCAAAGCUCGCGCGCUUCAGUACUGCCUUGAGGAUGGGGUCAACGAGCUGGCUGACCAUGACUGGAUCGUCCAUCUUGAUGAAGAAACGCUUCUUACAGAGAACUCGAUCCACGGGAUCCUCAACUUUGUCCUCGAUGGCAAGCAUCCUUUCGGUCAAGGUCUCAUCACUUACGCGAACGAGAACGUCGUCAACUGGAUCACUACCAUGGCCGACAGCUUCCGAGUCGCUGACGACAUGGGCAAGCUCAGGUUCCAGUUCUUCAUGUUCCACAGGCCGCUUUUCAGUAUGAAAGGUUCCUAUGUCGUCACCCAGACCGGUGCCGAGAAACACGUGUCCUUUGACAACGGGCUAGAUGGUUCCAUAGCCGAGGACUGUUUUUUCGCACUGAAGGCCUACAGCCUCGGGUACACCUUCAACUUCAUCGAGGGCGAGAUGUGGGAGAAGUCUCCAUUCACGAUAUCGGACUUCAUACAGCAACGCAAGCGCUGGAUCCAAGGUAUCUACUUAGUCGUACACUCCAAGGUCAUUCCUUUGAAAAAUAAAAUAUUCCUCGCGAUUUCCUGGUACUCGUGGGUGACCCUGCCUCUUAGUACUUCGAACAUUCUGUUGGCUGGACUCUGUCCUAUCAACUGUCCGGUGAUAAUGGACGCGCUUUGUACGUUCAUUGGUGCAAUAAGUAUAUAUAUGUAUAUAUUUGGUGUAGUUAAGUCAUUCUCGUUAAACCGCUUUGGGUUAAUGAGGUACUUAGUAUUUAUUUCCGGUGCCUUGGCUAUUAUUCCAUUUAAUUUGAUAACUGAAAAUAUUGCUGUGAUUUGGGCACUUUUUGGUAAGAAACAUAAAUUUUAUGUUGUCAGUAAGGAAUUAGGACCGCCGAUUACUGUUUAGGUUUCAAACUUUUUAUAAAAUGUCCACUUGUAUGGGUCCAUUUUGUGAGAAUUAUCUAUUUAUUUAUUUAAAUAACUUUUACGGCUUGAGGAUUCAUUGUAUGGAAAAAUGUAAAGAUACAUUUUUUUUAGCAAAUUUCAUUGUCUACAAAAAAGGUCCUUAUCAAUUUUUCUUAAUUUCUGUAACUUUACCCGCAAAUUAAUUUUCAAAUUUUUAAAAUCAAAUUUCACUAAUUUUUGAAUAUUUUUAUUUCUAUAUUCAUUUUCUUUGACCUUUUUCGGCUUAAGGACGGGUCCUACAUUAAAAUACCUAAGGGCCUUUUUUUUAGCAAAUUUCAUUGUCUACAAAAAAGGUUCUUAUCAAUUUUUCUUAAUUUCUGUAACUUUACCCGCAAAUUAAUUUUCAAAUUUUUAAAAUCAAAUUUCACUAAUUUUUGAAUAUUUUUAUUUCUAUAUUUAUUUUCUUUGACCUUUUUCGGCUUAAGUACGGGUCCUACAUUAAAAUACCUAAGGACCUUUUUUGUAGCGAAUUUCAUUGUCUACAAAAAAGGUCCUUAUCAAUUUUUCUUAAUUUCUGUAACUUUACCCGCAAUUUAAUUUUCAAAUUUUUAAAAUUAAAUUUCACUAAUUUUCGAAUAUUUUUAUUUCUAUAUUUAUUUUCUUUGACCUUUUUCAGCUUAAGGACGUGUCCUACAUUAAAAUACCUAAGGGCCUUUUUUUUAGCAAAUUUCAUUGUCUACAAAAAAGGACCUUAUCAAUUUUUCUUAAUUUCUGUAACUUUACCCGCAAUUUAAUUUUUAAAUUUUUAAAAUCAAAUUUCACUAAUUUUCGAAUAUUUUUAUUUCUAUAUUUAUUUUCUUUGACCUUUUUCAGCUUAAGGACGUGUCCUACAUUAAAAUACCUAAAGGCCUUUUUUGUAGCAAAUUUCAUUGUCUACAAAAAAGGCCCUUAUCAAUUUUUACGUAUCUUCAUAUUUUACCGAGCUAAAAGCUUAAGUAAUAGAACCGUUAAAAAAUAAUUGAUGAGAAUUGUUUUAUUAAUUUUAAGGAUCAAGAAUUGAAAAUAUCGAAAAAGUCAAAGACACCUUUUUUGUAGGGCAUCGAAUUUCCUAUAAAAAAGGUCUUUAUCAAUUUUACUGAAUUUCUGUAACUUUUCCCGCAAUUUUUCAAAUUUUUAAAAUCAAAUUUCACUAAUUUUCAAAUAUUUUUAUAUUUAUUUUCUUUGAUCUUUUUCGGCUUAAGGACGCGUCCUAUAUGAAAAUACCUUCUAACCUUUUUUGUAGCAAAUUUAAUUGUCUACAAAAAAGGUCCUUACGACUUUUUACGUAUCUUCAUAUUUUAGCGCGCUAGAAGCUAAAUGAUAGCACACUCUGGUAGAAUAGCAGCACGUUGGCAGCGCUCGCCUUUGGCUCGUGGAGCCAAGUUCCGUACCGCGCUAACCUAAAAUAAUUUUUCAUACAAGUGGACACUCACGUUUUUUUUAAUCAAUCAAUUAAUUUAAAUUUAUUAAUUAACUUAAUAAUUACGUAAAAAAACGACAAUCUGGUAAUUACAUAUUUUUAAUUAUUAAUUACAUGGGUAUUAAAUUAUUUAAACAAACAAACAAUCAAUAAAUAUUUUAAAAAAACGCUUUUAUUAUUUAGUAUUUAAGAUUGACACUUUGAUUAAAUUUAAUUAGUGCCAUCUUUAUUCUUGACUUUUUUUUCUGUUUAAUUAAUUAAUUAAUUUUUUUUUGAAUGUCUAGUCAUGGGCGGCAUAAAUUUUUGAUUUUAAAAAUUAAUCACUUAAUUUAUUAAUUAAUCUAUAAACAACAAAAAAAAAAUUAGUAAUUUCCGGGUAUUUUUUUUUUUAAUUUAAGCCCGCGGGCGGAUGUACGGAUGUACGAGUUGCGUAUAUCUAAAAAACUACUUAAUUUAUUUGAAUUCUUUUCACGGGAAGUGAAAGAGGGGGCUGUGUUCCGUAGCUCAUCAAAUUUUGAAGUCAAUCCGUACGUUAGUUUUGAAAUUAUUUCAAAAAAAUACUUCGUACAGAAUUUCGUAACCUGUACGAAAAAUUUUGAACUUUGAAUUUAAAUUCCGGGCGAAAUAUCACAGAUACGAAAAAAAUUAAAGAGAGAAAUUUUGUAGAGAAUUCAAUUCUCUACAAAAAAGGUCCUUAUGAAUUUUUACGUAAUUUCAAUUAUUUGCUCAGAAUUUUAAUUUUUAAUAAAAAAAAAAAAGUAACGAAAUUUAAAUUUUUGAAAUUUCGCGGGGUUUAGUGAAAUAAAAAAUCUUCCAAUUAAAAUUAAUUAGAGAAAGAAAUUAGUAGUUAUCGAACAAAAUGAGAUUCGUAAGCAAUCAAAUUUUUUUUUUUUUAAUUUUACCAAAGUAUUAAUAAUAAUAAUAAUAAUAAUAAUAAUAAUAAUAAUAAUAAUAAUAAUAAUAAUAAUAUUAAUAAUAAUAAUUAUCAUAAUAAUUAUGAAAAUUAAUAAUAAUAAUCAUAUCAAAGAUAAAUAUAAGUAUUACUAAUAAAUGAGCAAUUAUUAUUAUUGUUAUUAUUAAUAAUAAUAAUUUAAAAAUCGAGUUAAUUAUUUU
Molecule: messenger RNA, 4029 nt
Organism: Microplitis demolitor
Lineage: Eukaryota; Metazoa; Arthropoda; Insecta; Hymenoptera; Braconidae
Gene: egh
Product: beta-1,4-mannosyltransferase egh
Exons: 3
Coding region: 67-1458 (463 amino acids)
Cellular component (GO): cytoplasm
Molecular function (GO): beta-1,4-mannosyltransferase activity
Source: RefSeq, a predicted model, not a curated record